ACUUACAGUUCAAGGGACAAUGGUUGAGAUGGCCAGAAAACCUGCCUACUAGCAGCCGCGGUCGAAUAAACUUUCUUCUUUUUCUAAAGAACCAAUUCAGUUACGGAGUGGAAUUGAUGACUUUCGUUUCGUUCACCUAACAACGACCUACUGUGUUUAACACACACGAGAUUAUUUAAUUGGAAUUAACUUCGCCUAUCAACACAAGAAAUCAAAUCAAUGGAAUAAAUAUGGGAGCUGCACUUCUGCACACCAUUGAGCAGCAGUAUGAUGCAGGCAGGAGUCUGUCUGAGACAGGACACUGAGACAACACUACCAGAGCUCACUGAGCAGCACAGGAUCAGACUGAAAGAAGAGGAACUCAGUGGACUGGAGUCUGUCCACAUGGCAGAGUCAGAGACUGAGUGUACUACACCAGGACUCAACACACUGGAGCCAGAGUGUGUUACAGCACACAGUGGGGUCAGUGCUGUACACCACACUGACUCACCAUUGAUAAAAACAGAACCUGAUCUGGGUCCCACCAACACUGGGGAUCUUAUUAAGACAGAGAACCUAGACUUUACAGAGCUGGCAUGUAGAACCCAUCUGCACCCUGACCAAAUCAAAACAGAAACUUAUCCGGGUCACACACACACUGGGGAUCUUAUUAAGACAGAGAACCUAGAAGUUACAGAGCCAGGAUAUGUACCCCAUCUGCAUUCUGACCAAAUGAAAACAGAGACUGAUGAUGGAGGCUACAUCAAGGCUGAACACAUCAGUGUGCUGCAGGACAUUAAAUGUGAUGAUAUUACAUCUGAUGAAGUGAACCCUGUGCUUAAUGGAGCUGGUGUUGUUCACAAAGACCAGACUGAACCAUGGCAGUGUGCAGGAGAGCCAAAUCCACACUGCAGGAAACCAGGGAAAGAACAGGACCGUUCCACCCACCAUGCGAGAUGCCUUAAUGAGUCAUCAGAGUUAAUCCAAGACAAGGGAAGCCAUACUGGUGAAAAGCCCCACCAAUGCUCUCAGUGUGGGAAGUGUUUUCCUCAUAAAUAUAAUUUAAACAAACAUCUGAGAAUUCAUAGAGGUGAAAAAUCUUACAAAUCUAAUCGGUGUGGGAAGGGUUUUAAACAGAAAUCGCAUGUAAUCAGAGACAAGAAAAAUCAUACAGAUGGAAAGCCCUACAAAUGUGAUCAGUGUGGGAAGUAUUUUUCCACGAAGGCCGUUUUGAGGAUUCAUCAGAGAAUUCAUACAGCUGAAAAUCCCUACAAAUGUGAUCAGUGUGGGAAGUGUUUUAAACAGAAAUCAUAUUUAAUCAAACACAAGAAAGUUCAUACAGAUGAAAAGCCCUACAAAUGUAAUCAGUGUGGGAAGUCCUUCUUAAGGAAAUCUGCUUUAACCAAUCAUCAGAUAACUCAUUCAGGUGAAAAGCCCUACAAAUGUCAUCUGUGUGAGAAGUCUUUUGUUCAUAAAUGUUAUUUAAAUAUCCACCAGAGAAUUCAUACAGGUGAAAAGCCCAACAAAUGUGAUCAGUGUGGGAAGUGUUUUAAACAGAAAUCAUAUUUAAUCAAACACAAGAAAAUUCAUACAGAUGAAAAGCCCUACAAAUGUGAUCAGUGUGGGAAGUGUUUUAGCACAACAUCUGUUUUACAGAGACACCUGAUAAUUCAUUCAGGUGAAAAGCCAUACAAAUGCAAUCAGUGUGGGAAGUGUUUUCAACAGAAAUCAUCUUUAAUCAAACACAAGAAAGUUCAUACAGAUGAAAAGCCCUACAAAUGUAAUCAGUGUGGGAAGUACUUCUUAAGGAAAUCUGCUUUAACCAAUCAUCAGAUAACUCAUUCAGGUGAAAAGCUCUACAAAUGUCAUCUGUGUGAGAAGUCUUUUGUUCAGAAAGGAUAUUUAAAUAACCACCAGAGAAUUCAUACAGGUGAAAAACCCUACAAAUGUGAUCAGUGUGGGAAGUGUUUUAGCACAACAUAUGUUUUACAGAGACACCUGAUAAUUCAUUCAGGUGAAAAGCCCUACAAAUGUAAUCAGUGUGGGAAGUACUUCUUAAGGAAAUCUGCUUUAACCAAUCAUCAGAUAACUCAUUCAGGUGAAAAGCUCUACAAAUGUCAUCUGUGUGAGAAGUCUUUUGUUCAGAAAGGAUAUUUAAAUAACCACCAGAGAAUUCAUACAGGUGAAAAACCCUACAAAUGUGAUCAGUGUGGGAAGUGUUUUAGCACAACAUAUGUUUUACAGAGACACCUGAUAAUUCAUUCAGGUGAAAAGCCCUACAAAUGCAAUCAGUGUGGGAAGUACUUCUUAAGGAAAUCUGCUUUAACCAAUCAUCAGAUAACUCAUUCAGGUGAAAAGCCCUACAAAUGUCAUCUGUGUGAGAAGUCUUUUGUUCAGAAAGGAUAUUUAAAUAUCCACCAGAGAAUUCAUACACGGGAAAAGCCCAACAGGUGUACUCUGUACUCUGUGUAGGAAGUGUUUUAGCACAACAUCUGUUUUACAGAGACACCUGAUAAUUCAUUCAGGUGAAAAGCCAUACAAAUGCAAUCAGUGUGGGAAGUGUUUUCAACAGAA
Messenger RNA from Conger conger (European conger), 2553 nucleotides. RefSeq names its product zinc finger protein 260-like. The transcript has 2 exons. Gene Ontology annotation, molecular function: RNA polymerase II cis-regulatory region sequence-specific DNA binding; DNA-binding transcription factor activity. Bases 268 to 2451 code for a protein of 727 amino acids. The record is from RefSeq and is a predicted model, not a curated record. NCBI's taxonomy places the organism in Eukaryota, Metazoa, Chordata, Actinopteri, Anguilliformes, Congridae. Gene Ontology annotation, biological process: regulation of transcription by RNA polymerase II.